CGCACCAAAUUAUGAUUUCGAGCAUCUGUUUACAUGAAGUUUCGCAAUGAUUUCGUAAAACUCACUUUAGAUUAGAGUGUAACAUCCCUAUAUUUUAGAUAGACACAGAAAAGACAUGUCUAACAACAUUAACGGUGAUAUGAACAUUAUGUCAAACCCCGAUCAUUCUUCAGAUAAUCGAACGAGCCCUAAGAAAGAAUUGAGAAAACCUCACGAAUCAACUCAAGCAAGGUUAUCAUAUGGUCCAGGUUCUAGAGAAGCAUCAUUAAGUCCUGCAAAGAAGACAACCUUAUCAGCUACAGCUAAAGAAUUUGUACCUAAAGCAGCUUCCAAUCUUUCUGUAGCUGCUGCUGAAUUUGUACCCAGACAGUCACCAUUUCCAACUUAUGCUAAUCAGAAUAAUUUAUUUGAAGAUUUUCAACGAUUAGUGAAUAUUCGUCCACAUGAUAUCAAUCAGUCUGGGCCAUCUCCAUCAGUAGAAAACAUCAUUGAUGCCUUCAAUAGUAUAUUAUAUGAAAUGACAAUACAACCUGGUAGUGUUGAAGAUUCAUUAAAACCUUUUGUAGAUUUGCUCCAGAACUGCUCUGAUGACCAAGCUAUUAAUGGCAUCGUAGAAAGCUUGUUUGAACAGAGUAUAAUAGAACCAAAUUUUCGAUAUACUGGUGCAAAAGUUGUGCAGUAUUUAUCUAAUCAACUUAAAGGAAAUGCAGCCUUUGCCAACUUUAGAACCCAAUUCCUUACACGAUGCAAAGAAGAAUAUUUAAAAAAAGAAGAAUUAAUAACUCAUCCAGAAACAGUUUCUAGAUUGUGUGGAUUUACAAUGUUUAUGGGAGAACUAUUUUUGAAUGUAGAAGUAGAAAAUGCACAAGGUGCUACACAAAAAAUAGCUGUAAUUAGAUUUGUUAUUAGAGAUUUACUGCUGGUAUUACUGGAACAUUCAACAGAUGAAACAGUUAAAUCUGCUACACAAUUAUUAAAAAUGGCAGGAGCUGCAAUUGAAGAUACAGGACAUUUGAAUAAACCUGAAGAAGGAAAUUAUAGUGAAAUAUUUGUACGUCUUGGUCAGUUACAGUCAAAUCAGCAUUUAAAUAAGACAAGUCAAUGUUUGAUAUCAUCGGUUUUAAAUCUUAAGUCCAGUAACUGGGGUAGAAGAGAUUCAGCAUCUUCUCAGCCAAAUAUGUCUUUUCAGAACCAACAGGAUUAUGAUCUGAAUGAGCCAAUAUUUUAUAACAGUAAAGGGCAGCCUAUCACCAGAGAAGAGGCAGGUUUUAAUGACUAUAACAGUUAUUUAAUGGCAGAGGAAGAGGCAGCUGAGGAAUAUGCCAGAUGGGAGGCUGGAGAAUUAGAUGAUGGUCAAUUUUAUCCUUCCUGGUCAGCAUAUCCUGAAAACUAUGAUUAUCAACAGAUAGAACAUUAUGACGACGGCUAUACAGGUAUGGAUGAUGAAAUGGAGGCAGCUUAUGAAGAAUUUUUAAAAUCUCAAGUUCAAGGUCGACAUCAUCACUGAUAGCAAUCAUCCACCAUUAUUUAUUAGUGCUUUUUUCUUUUGGUGCAAACAAAAUAACAUAUACUAUGUGAUGUACCUAAAAAUUGUAAAAAAAUUACAAAUAUAUAAACUUAUUUCACAUCAAGGUGAAACCAUAAAAAUUGCUGAAUGUAAAUAUUUGUGUACAGUUUUAUGUUUAUUUCAACAAGAUUUGACAGGUUCUUCUCGUGGAAACUGAUAGAAGGUUAAGUGCAUUGGUACCAGGAUAUUUUAUAAUCUUCUGCUACUUCUCAAAGAAAUAUUGUUUUCAUCAGUCGACAUCGUGAGAGUAAGAAAACAUUGAGCUGGUAUAAGACUCUGAUACAAUUCUUAAUUUACUCGUUUUAAAUUUCUAUGAAAAGUUAACUGCCACUGUCAGUCUAGCGUAGUUUAGUUAUGAUAAGUCUACUUGCCUUAUUAAUACAUAGGCAAUAUAUUUAAGGCGUUUGAUCUUUUCAGAGGCUGUGAUCAUUAACCCACCCUGUAUUACAUGUAAAUAUUAUGUGAAAAUGUUGAUAGUUAAAAUGCGUACAUUUAUCAUACAUAAACAGAACAGUUUCUUAUUGAAAUUCCGUGAAAAUUAGCAUUUUCUGUUUUCUAUAAAUCUUUCAAGAAAGCCAUUUCUUGAAGACUCUAUUGGACAAAAAAAAUAUUAUUUGAUAGAAAUUAUUUCCAUUGCUAGUAGUACUGGUUCACUUCAGAGGAGAGCAAUGGGAAAAGCUCAUAUUCUCAGAUUAUUUUCAUGAAAUAUAUGGUUCAUAUUUAAUUUCUCAACACUCAAGGUCUCCCAACUUCCAACAUAUUCUAACAAAAUUGAAAUGUUCAUAUGUGUUCUUAAUACUUGCCAAAAAUGGUAAUAACUGCUAUAUCAUUUUUGGGUCAAAUUCAGGCUUUCGAAAUUACUUUUUUGAAAAGGCUACUUUCUUGCUGAACUGUGAAUAACAUAACUAUCUGCUACUUUAAGAAUACCUGCAGAUUGUCCAUCUUUUAAACUAAUCAUUCUACAAUUUAUUAUAACUGUACCAGGUAAUAAAGAAUUCUUCCAAAAAAUUAUUUCUAAUAUCUUAUGGCCAGAUGUUCUUGGUAUAGUGAUCUAUGUCUUCGUUUGUAAUUUGUAUUUUUCUCUGUGCUUUCUUUUGUUCUUAAAUGCUUUUAAGUUUAAAACAAUAAAAAAAAAUACACAUGCUUAUUUCAAAUUAGAGAAAAAAAUCGAGUUUUUUGUGCGGUACUCACAGUGGGGUACCUGCUAUUUGUUAUAAACGGUCAGACUGCAUACUUUGUGUGACCUGACACUACUACACACAAUGUGAUCGUUGAUGAAUUGAGGGCAAUAGAAGAAAGUAUAUGGAGGAUAUAUAUUAGCUUGAAAAUUAAUUUACAUGAGUGAUUGUAUUAAAAAGAAAGAUGAUGUUAUUAUUGUUUAUAUUUUUUUUCGUUAUGAUUGCUUUUAACAUAAAUUAGCUCAAAGAAAGCAUUUGAUAACAUACUGGUCAUUGUCAUAUCAUACACGUGGAUGUUUUUAGUAAAGAUUUAUAUGUUGAGGAACAUUAACAACUCAACCACUCAGAAACUUAUGUUUGUCACCAGUCAUUAUUUAUCAACUUAUUGCCAGAACCAAAUACAACAAACAGGAUGUAUGAUUCCAUUUGUUGAAAUAAGACAGCAAAAAAGAAAGACCUAAAUAGUAUGCUGGAAUAAAAGAAAAAAAGAUGGUAGAUAAAAAUAAACUACUAUAUCUUUUCUAAAAGCUGAGUGAUUGAAUGUCAAAAGUUCAAACCUAAAUUUGUACACAAAAAAAUUCACUGUGUAUUUAAUUGGAGGAAAUGUACAUUUUUGAAGUGUAUGAUCAAGAAUUUUGGAUAAUCAAGGCUUUCUGAUGAAGUUGGCACACAAACUAUUAUGUAAUAUAUUGUUCCAUAUGUUAAUUUAUGUUUUGUCAUUCAACAAACCUGUUUGUGUGCAAUCAGAAAAGUCCAAAAUAAAAUUCAGAUCUAUA
Mytilus californianus (California mussel) is the source of this 3521-nucleotide messenger RNA. Its product is annotated as polyadenylate-binding protein-interacting protein 1-like. Bases 116 to 1507 code for a protein of 463 amino acids. The record is from RefSeq and is a predicted model, not a curated record. Lineage: Eukaryota; Metazoa; Mollusca; Bivalvia; Mytilida; Mytilidae. The transcript is spliced from 11 exons. Gene Ontology annotation, biological process: regulation of translational initiation. Gene Ontology annotation, molecular function: protein binding; RNA binding; translation activator activity.